Pieris macdunnoughi is the source of this 429-nucleotide messenger RNA. The record is from the annotation of a GenBank genome assembly. Lineage: Eukaryota; Metazoa; Arthropoda; Insecta; Lepidoptera; Pieridae.
AUGUCGACCGGCAAGCGUCUUGCGAAGCGCUCUAUCAUCGGCACGCGUGUUGCGGCGCUGGGUGAUGAGGGACUGUACUAUUCAGGGAUGAUUCAGGCAGUGAAAACGCCGGCACCGUUUCCGGAGAAUAAUAACUGUAUUAACUUGACUCCUAAUACUCGAUACACUGUGCGGUUUGACGGCGGUAAGCUGACCAGGGAAUAUAGAGACGCUGAGCUGAUCGGGCCCGGUUUCCGGGGCCUAACCGGAGUGCGUUUGAAGGCCGGUCAGCGCGUUUUCCUCACGUACAAUGGGCGCGAGGUGCGCGCUGACGUGCUGGAACACGACCACGACUCUGAUGAACUGCGCGUCCAGGUGCAUUCACCUUCAGCAGAGGUAAGUGUUGUAUGUUGGAGAGAGUUUAUUACUAGAAAUACACGAAGCAAAUAA